Lepus europaeus (European hare) is the source of this 710-nucleotide messenger RNA. Its product is annotated as glyceraldehyde-3-phosphate dehydrogenase-like. Lineage: Eukaryota; Metazoa; Chordata; Mammalia; Lagomorpha; Leporidae. The transcript has a single exon. Bases 1 to 486 code for a protein of 161 amino acids. The record is from RefSeq and is a predicted model, not a curated record. Gene Ontology annotation, molecular function: oxidoreductase activity, acting on the aldehyde or oxo group of donors, NAD or NADP as acceptor.
AUGACCACAGUGCACGCCAGCACCGCCACCCAGAAGACCGUGGACGGGCCCCCCGGGAAGCUGUGGCGUGACGGCCGCGGGGCCGCCCAGAACAUCAUCCCCGCCUCCAGUGGCGCUGCCAAGGCCGUGGGCAAGGUCAUCCCUGAGCUGAACGGGAAGCUCACUGGCAUGGCCUUCUGUGUGCCCACCCCCAACGUGUCGGUCGUGGACCUGACCUGCCGCCUGGAGAAAGCUGCUAAGUAUGACGACAUCAAGAAGGUGGUGAAGCAGGCGUCCGAGGGCCCCCUGAAGGGCAUCCUGGGCUACACCGAGGACCAGGUCGUCUCCUGCGACUUCAACAGUGACACCCACUCCUCCGCCUUCGAUGCUGGGGCUGGCAUUGCCCUCAAUGACCACUUUGUGAAGCUCAUUUCCUGGUACAACAAUGAAUUUGGCUACAGCAACAGGGUGGUGGACCUCAUGGUCCACAUGGCCUCCAAGGAGUAAGAGCCCUGAAACCAGCGGCCCCAGCGAGAGCACCGGAGGAUGAGAGGCCCUCAGCUGCUGGGGAGUCCCUGCCCCCACUCAGUCCCCACCACACUGAGAAUCUGCCCCUCUUCACAGUUUCCAUCCCAGACCCCCUGGAGGAGGGGAGGGGCUUAGGGAGCCCUACCUUGUCAUGUCACCAUCAAUAAAGUCUUCUGCACCCAAAAAAAAAAAAUAAAUAAAUA